GCCUGUCGGCAGUGUGAGAAGCCCAGGCGUGUUGGGCAAUCGUGGUUUCCUCCCUCCUGGCCUGCAGGAUUCAGCCGAGCCAGCCGGGCCCUGGGCAUCUUGGGGCCUUGUCCACUCAGGCAUGGAAGAGACAGUCGUGAAGCCCUCGGUGUUCGUGGUGGAUGGACAGACAGACAUCCCGUUCAGGAGGCUGGGGUGCAGCCGCAAGAGACAGCCCUGCAGUGCUACCCAGCUGGGACUGGGCCUCAUGCUGCUGUUGGUGGUGGCUGGACUGGCUGUCCAGGGCUGGUUCCUGCUGCAGCUGCACUGGCGUCUAGAGGCGGUUGGCGCCCCCCUGCAGGACAAAGGUGCAGAACCCUGGGAGCAGAUGCUGCAAGAGCGGAAGCCCCAGCAACACAGCCCAGCAGCACACCUCACAGGGGCCAACUUCAGCCUGACUGGCAGCAGUGACCCGCUGCUGUGGGAGACGAAACUGGGCCCGACCUUCUUGAGGGGCCUCUGCUACCGGGAUGGGGCCCUGGUGGUUACCCAGGCCGGCUACUACUACAUCUACUCCAAGGUGCAGCUGGGUGGUAAGCGCUGCUCCCAGGAAUCGUCCAGCUGCCUGCCCAUCACCCAUGGGCUCUACAUGCGCACCGCCAGCUACCCCGAGGAGCUGGAGCUGCUGGUCAGCCGGCAGUCGCUGUUGAGGCAAGCAGGCAGCUCCCAGGUGUGGUGGGACAGCAGCUUCCUGGGCGGAGUGGUCCACCUGGACGUGGGGGAAGAGGUGGUGGUACGCAUGCCGGGCGAGCACGUGGUCCAGCUCCUCGACGGCACACGCUCCUACUUCGGGGCCUUCAUGGUGUGAAGGACGUGGUCGGGGCUAAUCUAAGGUGUGUCUGCGAUAACUGAGAGACCUCAGAGGAUGCCUCAGGACACAGAAAAACACGAGCGGAAGUUUUUAGAGCGGGCCUGGGGGACACCCAAACGUGACAGGUGGAGAGCUCAGUGGGGACCAGUGAUGCCGAGAACCCAGCUGCCCCGAGAAACAGCAGGCACCUCCGAAGGACCAAAGGAGACUGCAGGCCCUGCCAUGGACAACCCCGAGGACGUCAACCCGGAGACCGGGGGUCUGUUAGUCCCCAGGCAGGGGGUAAAGCCGAUCUUGAUAUUCAGGGGUGGCUAUUUAUACUUCUGAUUCAGAUCAAAGGGACAUGGUGAUGGUGGUGGUGGUUGGCUAAGACAGGAAAUUGUAUUUAUACUUUUGAUUCAGAUUAAAGUGGGACAUGGGGUCCAGGGAGUUGACUGAGAACAGAAAAUUUCUUAACACCCUCUACCCUCUCACAAGUGUGGGCGAGUCUGGGGGGGAUUGCGAGGAUUUAUCAUCAAGACUCACCCACCUUGGAGAGCCCAGCCCAGCCCAGCCCUACCCAUGGUCAUAGUCAUGACCCAAGUUCCACCCACGGGGCUUGCAGCCACACCACAGCCUGGUCACAAAGCUACACUCAGAGAAACAGGUGUAGGGACGUGCUGGGAGGUGUUCAGCAACCAGCUGUCCCAGGAGGGGAUGCCCAUUUCCAUGAUGCAGAUAUUCCCUCUGCGGUUGGUUUCUGGCUCCCAGUGUAUAUCUCCCACAGGCCGGCUGACACCCAGCACUGCUGUUUUAGCACCCAAGCCAGAGCCUGGAGCACAGGUACUUGGAAAAUGUUUCGAGAGAGAAAAAGAGAGAGUGAGAGAAGGAAGGGAGAGAAGGGAGGAAAAAUGAAAGA
Odocoileus virginianus texanus is the source of this 1748-nucleotide messenger RNA. It is a transcript of the gene TNFSF14, whose product is annotated as TNF superfamily member 14. NCBI's taxonomy places the organism in Eukaryota, Metazoa, Chordata, Mammalia, Artiodactyla, Cervidae. Gene Ontology annotation, cellular component: membrane. Gene Ontology annotation, molecular function: tumor necrosis factor receptor binding. Gene Ontology annotation, biological process: immune response. The record is from RefSeq and is a predicted model, not a curated record.